This is a messenger RNA of Xenopus tropicalis (tropical clawed frog), 1915 nucleotides long. Its product is annotated as interferon-induced protein with tetratricopeptide repeats 5-like. The record is from RefSeq and is a predicted model, not a curated record. Bases 1 to 1431 code for a protein of 476 amino acids. Gene Ontology annotation, biological process: response to other organism. Lineage: Eukaryota; Metazoa; Chordata; Amphibia; Anura; Pipidae. The transcript has 2 exons.
AUGAAUAGGAAUGACGUAGUAGAAAAUUCGUUACAGAACCAUCUGCUUAAACUGGAAUGCCAUUUCACAUGGACUUUUUUCAAAGAAGAGUUUGAUAUUGACAAUAUAGAAGAAAGGCUUCAUGAUCAAAUAGCAUUUUUACCUUCUACACACAGACAUAGGCUUCAUAAUUUAUUGGCCUAUACAAGUUAUUUGAAAGGAGACAACCAAGAAGCAAUCAGACAGCUUCAGAAAGCAGAAGAGCUCCUGCAAGGAACACAGACUGCUCAUCUGGAUAUCAAAAGAGCCGUGACCUACAGUAAUUAUGCCUGGCUGUACUACCAUUCCAACCAGUUCAGCAAAGCUCAGUCUUACAUAGAAAGGGUGGAAGCCAUUUGCAAGAAAUUUGAGUCUUCUCCAGAACAUGAUAUUCUUCUCACUGAGAGAUAUGGAGAACAGGCCUGGGCUUUGUUAACAUUAUAUGGGAAGUACUGUGAAAGAGCUAAAGAGUGUUUUGAGAAAGCGCUAGUGCUAGAUCCUGACAAUCCUGAGCUCAACUCAGGAUAUGCCAUAGUGAUGUAUCGCUUAGAAAGUCAAGAUUUAAUACUUUAUGAGACGAGUAAAUAUAAAUCUAUAGAGUUUUUGAAACGUGCUGUGACAUUAAAUGAAAAUGAUACUGUGAUUAAGGCUCUUCUUUCCCUGAGAUAUCAAAGUUUGGGUCAAGCUGAGGAGGGAGGAAAGAUUAUGGAGGAGGCUCUCAGACAAACUCCAGACUCCCCAUAUUUACUUCGAUAUGCUGCCAAAUUUUACAGAAAUGAAGGAAAGAUUGAUGUUGCUAUUACCAUUCUGAAAAAAGCUCUAAACCAAACUCCCGCUUCAGGUUCUCUUCACCACCAGAUUGGGAUUUGUUACAGAGAAAAGAUGAAAUCGUUAAUGAAAUCUGCCAGGAAUGCCUAUACACGGAACACAGAGGAGGCAAUUUUUCAUUUUGAAAAAGCUGUUGAACAUAAACAAUUUUUUGUUGAGGCAUAUAUUGAUUUGGCCAGGAUGUAUGGCAGAGCAAAUCAAUUUGAUAAAGCAGAAGAUACUUUUCAAAAAGUGCUAAGUCUGAGAAAUCUAACCUGGGAAGACAAACAAGAGAUUCACUUUGGUUAUGCGCUUUUUCAGCAACAAGCAGCUAGAUCUGAAUCUGAAGCCAUAAGGCAUUACAAGGAAGUAAUAAGGAUACCGAAUAAAACAAAGUUUAGAGCUUUUUCUAAUAAUAAUUUAAAACAGUUGGCUGAACAAAACAUAAAAAAAACCCCAUCAGAUCCAACUGGAUUUAGACUAUUAGGGUUCAUUCACCAGCUGGAUGCAAUUGAUUACUAUGAGAAAUCAGUGGAACUUGAUCCAGACAAUAAGGACAUUUUAAGUGCACUGAGUUGCAUGAAAUGCAGUUUGAGUAAAGCCUGAAGCUAAAAACAUAUUUUGAAUAUCCCCCAGACCAUGUUGUGUAGUAUGAAUGUACUGUAAAUAACAGAUUUAUUUAGCAGAAGUAAUAUAAUAUGCAGAAAGCUUGUCACCACAUCUUUUUAGUCAGUUUGUGAUUUCCUUAUGUGAUAUGUAUGUAAGCGUAAGGAUUAGGUGUUAAAAAAUAGUUUAGGUGUAUAUUAAAACAGGUAACCAGUAAAUGCUAAUUGGGGGCUGAGGGGGUUACAAGAACUGGUGUAACGGAGACUAUUACAGAUACAGAAAGACUAAAAUAAAAGGCCAUACUGUAAGGUGUCAUGGUGUAAAACCAGUAUAACUGUAGUUAUAUAACUUUACAUAUGAUGAUGUUAGACAGGUGGAAAGAAGCAGUUUUCUUUUGCAGAUUACAUUACAUGUAUGGAAAUAUUCUGUAUGUUUGUAUUCCCCUUUUUUGCUGUCAAAUAAUCUGACGAGACUUUCCUGUUAA